UCGAAAUUGUGUUAAAAUUCAUGCAGAAAAUAAGCCAAAACAAACUUAAUGUUACCUGUUCAAACUCGGUCACCUGAUACUUUUGAGUCCAAAAAACUGAAGAAGGAAAACGAAUCCAAACAGAGACGCACACGCGGCAAAACAAAAAAAGAGAGACAAAUCCUCCUCCGAGCUCGAUUAAUUAUGUGGCAAGAAGAAUAAAAUAGGACACAAACUUCCCCGUGAACACCUGAGUAGCCUCUGCGCCGAGCUGGCUCCCCAACGCGACGCGUCACAUGAACAGCCGACUACACGCUGUUACGUUUGAAAAACUUUUAAAGGUCUGUAAAGUUUGUUUCAGAGAGAAAGUCGCGGCAUUGAUGAAAAACGAAGUGAAACCCGGAAAGCCGCUUUCGCCGCCUCCCCUUGUGUCUAACGCCGUCCGUGAGGAGGAAUAGUCUGUCUGUCCGGUGGUUACCUGACUCCAGUCAUUACCGUGAGGCCAGCCCUCCAGACAGCAGCAGCAGCCUCAUGUUUCCUGUUGUUGUCGCCCAGAAUGACUGCAGAGCAGACAAACAGCUUUCCUCAAAAGCAAGGUGCUGCAAGGCCAAGCCAUGUUACCAGAAGUGAUUUUGAUGAAAUGAGGCAUCUCUGCAAAAAGUGUCACUGUGGAAAUCCAUUGUAAAUCCAGGUUGGCUGCUGCGGUUGUCCUCUGUGCGGGAGCAAGCUCAAAACCUUUCAGUGCCACCUCCCAAGCUAUACUGGGGUUGAUUUUUGUUGUAUUUUUAACAUAGUUUUUUGUGGAGUAUUCUUUUGAUUUGAAAGAGCAGUAGAACAAUAUACAAAAUACGCAGCACGCAACACAUCCAUCUGGGUAUGCUAAGAUGCAGGAUUUCAGUUCCAAAUGUGGUUUUUAGUAUGGUAUGUUGUGUUCGAGGCUUUGUUUCCUCACACAUCCUACACACGUCGUUUGCAAAAUUGGGACUGUAUUUUGCAUGUAACCAUACCCAAAUUUCCCUUUAUACUGUUCAGACCAAAAAACCCCAAAACAUUUUCUUGAAGUGUCCGAUAUUACCUCGUGUCACUUACCUAUAUUGACCAAGGAGUGGAAAGGAUAAAAAGUUUUAUUCAUGGGUGGCAGGAAGGACAGACCAAAGGCACCAUUCAACUACUUCAUAGCUGUAGCACCAUGAAAUAAAACUAGGCCAAGCUAUUUUUAUGUAUAUUUCAUUAUAGCUUACUCAUAUUUCAUUUAUACCACAAUAUACUUCAGGCUCAUUUUCUGGCGAUUAAUUGCUUUUUUAAUAUGCCCAAAUCUAGGGUAUGAACCCCAGAAGUACUAGCGCGACAACGUCUUUAGAAAUGGUCAGUAUUUUAGCCAUAAAUUACAACUUUGCUGACCUGUGCUGUAUCUUCUUUAAAAUCCAUUUUGCUUUAAAUCUGAUUAAUUCUUUAUGGCUGAAAUUCCCUCACAUGGCAAUUUGAAGAGAGAAUGUCCUUGGCUGUGAUCCACAGUGAUGGUGUAUGAAAUGAGCACAUCCACUGACUCGGCCUACUUCUGAUUCCCCAAGACAAGAGAGAGUCUUCACAUGAACAGCCAGAUAGUGGGAGCACACAGGCUCAUAUCACACGGCUUUCCCUUCACAAUAUGGCCAAACAGUCUCACUGUCUUUUGUGUGCGUGUUUGCGGGGGGGUAUUUGUGAGUAUAGCAACCUUUCCUUAACAAUACGGCAUGCGUGCGUGUGCUUUUGUAUGUGUGUGUUCAUGAAUACGAGUACCAGCACCUUCUAAACACUGCCCUUUUGUUUGCCUGUAUGUGCUUGUGUAGCAUACUGUAGAAAGAGCCCCAUUUGAGUCUGUACAUUUGUGUUGCUGUGCACACAAUAAAAAGGGGAAAAGAUUGGUUACUGAUGUGAGGUUCAUUCAUAUUUUUUUGGGCAAUUUCUUGUGAGCAAAAGAAGUCAUGGAAACCAUUAGCAGUGCAGAUGCUUGUUGCCAAAAAAAUCACAACCUUAUGUUGUAUCAGCUGAAGGACAGUUUGUCUAACCACUCAGCCAACCCAGUGCCCUAUAAGUUAGUGUGAAAAUAUUUCACGUUAAUGCAAACUUGUAUGUGUAUGGUUGUGUAAGGAGGCCCGCAACCCUGCGGCCAGCCAAGAAUGUCAAUAUUAGAUGUUGGACUAAAAGACCCAGAUUAUGUUCAAUAUGCCAAAUGCCGUCCUCUACACCUUCACUACAUGUAGGUCACAGUAUUUACUGGAUUGGAUGUAGAUUGUUUGAUGGAGAAUUAUCCAGUAUAGACUUAAUCCUCAGGGAUACUGCACUGAAAGAGUGUGUCAAAAAGAAAGUCAAGAGAGGACAGGUUUACUGCAUGUGUGUGUGUCUAGCUGUUAGUAGGCUACGCAUGCUCACCUCUGUGUACUUGCUCUAUUUACAGAGUCCUACGGUAUCUUACCUUCCCUGUUUUGCCCUUGACUUUGACAUCUCCUCUUACUCUUUAUAUUCCUAAAAUGUAUGAUGCUAACUGAGUUAUUUUACCUAAAAGGCAUCAACUGUCAUGGAAGAGAUGCUACGGCUGGAGUAAUAAGAGUUAAAGUGAUAGGGCGGAUAAUAUAGAUGUCCUUUGGGAGGCUGUAAAAAGACUGUAAAAAUAUUAAUAUAGUCACUGAAAUAUACUGCAGUUGUUUCUAUGUCCUUGCAGCAAGCAGGUGCUGGUGUUACAUAAAAACCUUUGUACCUGUGGAAAAUGAUCUCAUGAUGCUUUUAACGGUGAUGCUUUUGCCUCUUUUGCCUUUAUUAAAACUGUACAAUGGGGUAUGGCUUUAGUGGACUUUCAGGGGUUAUUCAAGUGGCAGUAAUUAUCACUGAUGAUUAUAAGAAGAAGAGGAAGAAAUGAAAUUGUCUUAACUUGCUUGAUAUGGUACUCCCAUUUUAUCUAAGUUUUGAGCUUUUGAUUGCAAUGCCAGGGAUUAAACAUCAUUAACUGAGUCAUUCGUUUAAGAGUUUUGCUUAUUUUCUUUUAUGUCUUCUUUGUCAACUUCUGUGCAAUGAAUUUUUGUUCGCCUCAGACAGCAUUGAGUCAGACUAGUUAAAUUAGGUGUGCUUUUGUGUGAGGGGUGUCACUCAGGUAUUUGAAUUCAAUGGUUUGUGAGCAAGGCCAUUUUUAAGUGGCACUUGUUUCAUCUACAUUGUAUGCGCACUAUUAAAUGUGCAGGUGUGGGUGUAUUUCAGCAUAUGCGCAUUUCCUUGUUUGUCAUUCUACUCUAUGAAUGCAGCAAGUUGCCAUGGGAACUAUGACAUUUGUGAUACCAUGUGAUUUUAUCCAUCAUUCUCAGGAAAAAAAUACACUUUACUGUGAGUGGUCCGUGGUCCCUUUCCGGCAGCAAGAGGGUCAGCUUUGCAGUUUCCUGACAUGUUUUGGCUUCUUUGUAAAAGAUGUAUUUGGAAAUUUGUAUUGGCAAAGGGGGUGCUGUACCUUUUGCUUGUCCACCUAUUCUCCUGAGAUUUUAUUUCUGGUAAUGGCAUACUCUGACUGUACACUGUACCAUAAUUGUCCCACUCAAACUAGAUUUCAAAGGGAUGAAGAUGUCAUGAUCCUGGAUAAUUUGUUAUCCAUACCACUUUCAUGUCUGUAGUGUAAAUAUGACGCUAUCUCCUGCAGCAGCUUAGCUUAGCAAUAAGGCUGGAAACAGGGGGAAAUGGCUAGCCUGCUGUCUGUGUUGUCCAGCUGAGACUAGGAAAUACUGCAACUGGUCAAGAAAUAUAGUGUGAAUUUAACAAACAAUAUAACAUGCUAGAGUUGCCGGUAGGCAGACUUUGUUAACUAUUCACAGAAUCAGGCUAGCUGUUUCCCCCCCUUUUCCAGUCUUUGUUCUAAGCGAAGCUAACUGGUUUCUGGCGGUAGCUUCAUAUUUAAUAACAUGAUAGUGAUAUUGAUCUUCUGAUCUAACUCUCGACAAGAAAGUGAAUAAGCACAUUACCCAUCAAGCUGUUUCUUUAAAUCUGAAUAAAUUUCACACACACAGCAAUAUUGAAGGCAAAAAAACCCUCUGUAUUCUAACCUUGAAUGCCUAAAAUAUGUACAGUAAGUCAGAUGCUUACAAGCAUUUUGUGGACAACGUUAUGGACUUAUGUUCCACAUUCAGACCUGUGUGGCAAUGUCUGAGGGACAGGUCUUUGUGUCCAGCAUUCCACUGGUGCCAUUGUCGCAUGUCAAAACAUGUACCAACACACGUCAACACAUACAUGUACACAGAAACACACACCGUCUUUGUGUUAGCCCUGAGGGAGGCAGAGAAUGUGUUAAAGGCAAACCCAUUCCAUUAUGUAAGUAGGUAUACACCAAUGCACACACAGAAAAACAGCCAAAAGCUGCUGGUGAGCUCGCAACUGGGGGCCUCUGACCCACAUAGGGCCGUUUGCAGGAUGCGUCCCACUUUUCCACUUGACCAUGUAUCAUUAACUCACUCUCUGCUCUCCUAGGGGCUGAGCUGGAUUGUGGUCCCUGUUCACCUGAGCUCACAUUGUCAUUAUUGUCAGUCAUGUUGAGUAUACAUGACACGCUGCUCACAAACACAAAACACUGACACUAUACUGUCUGGUUACUUUUUAUCUCCUGCUUUGAGUUGCCAUGAUCCCAUAAAACACACACACACACACACACUCCCGUGCACACACACACCUGUGCAGUCACAGUCUCACAAAGCCCAUGGUGUCUGCCAGUAUCAAAGUGGUGUCCUGGGGUACUAAAGUGCAGUGUCUACCAUUUUAGCCACUGUGUUGCCUCAGCCUCUGACAUACAUAGAGUUCCUCAUUCUCUCUCUCCCGAUCUCUCUCUGCAUCUCUCUCACACACACAUUCUGCUCUCAGUCUCCACUCCAGCUGUCUCAUUCUCCUAUUCCCUCUUCCCACUCUGUUUUUUCCUCCUCCUCCUUCCCUCUCCUUCUCUCUCUUACACACAUGCAUACAGAUGCACAUACACAUCCUCUCUCUCCCUUCCUCUCCUUAUAUUCACCAUAUCCACCGGCAACUUCGCUGAGGAGCCUCCCUCACCAGCCUGUGGAUCCCUACAUUUGACUAAUUAGCCUUGAAGUGCUGUUGAAGAUCAUCAUAUUUAGCUUAGCGACCUAGCGGUAGAGUGCAGACAGAUAUAGACUAGGCUGGCUGGAGGCUGGGUGCCUGGCAGUGUGGCGCUCUCUCUCUCUCUCUCUCUCUCUCUCUCUCUCUCUCUCUCUCUCUCUCUCUCUCUCUCUCUCUCUCUCUCUCCCCCCCCCCAGUGCCGAGGGCUUCUCACUGGCGGAGCGGUGGAAGUGAGGGGUGGUUUUGCUUUGAAAGAGACGAGAAGGGGGAAAAGAGAAAGAAGCGAAGCUGAAACCACAACGCAACCACAGAAUGGGAGUCCGCUGCAGGAGCAAAUCCUCCUAGAGACGCGGAUUCUGAGGAGGCAGCGGUCACUGUGCAGCAGCACUGCUUCCAACAUACAGAGAUUUAAGAUGAUUGACAGUCAGCUGUUAGCACAGAGGAGGAUGAGGAACCUUCCUGAUGAAAGAGGCCAGCAGAAGACCAGCACCUACAUCGUGCCCUGCUUCCUCUUUGUGGAGCUGGUCAUCAUGGCAGGGACGGUUCUGUUGGCGUACUACUUUGAGUACACGGACACGUUCCCCGUGCACAUCCAGGGCUUCUUCUGUUUUGACAAAGCCUACUCCAAGCCGUACCCAGGACCAGAGGACAACAGCAAGGCGCCGCCAGUCCUCGUCUACUCCCUCGUCACUGCCAUCCCCACUGUGACGAUUCUGAUCGGGGAAGUGACCAGUUUCUUUGUGAAGACAGAGGGAGCUCAGGAGAAGACCAUAGUGACCGCUGACUGCUGCUAUUUCAACCCUCUCCUCCGUAGGAUCGUACGUUUUCUGGGUGUCUACUCCUUUGGCCUCUUCACAACCACCAUCUUUGCCAACGCAGGUCAAGUGGUGACAGGAAACCAGACGCCUCAUUUCCUGUCUGCCUGCAAGCCAAACUACACAGCUCUGGGCUGCCAGUCUCCGCUGCAGUACAUCACAGAGCGCAGAGCCUGCACAGGAAACCCUUACCUGGUGGCAUCUGCCCGCAAAUCCUUCCCCUCCAAAGACGCAGCACUCAGCUUUUAUUCAGCCAUUUACACAGUGAUGUAUGUGACUCUGGUGUUCCGGACCAAAGGGACCCGUCUGACAAAGCCCACCCUGUGCCUAGUGCUGCUGUCUCUGGCCGUGCUGGUUGGGGUGAUGAGGGUGACUGAACACAGAAACCACUGGAACGAUGUCCUGGCUGGGUUUAUCACAGGAGGGGCCAUCGCUGCCUUCCUGGUGUCAUGUGUGAUCAACAAUUUCCAGCAAACCCAGAUAGCACUGCCAACUCCUCCACCUCCACAGCGUCCAGAGCCCCCCAUGGGGCUGCCUCUCCUCAGCCUGCCCCGUGUUGAGAGUCCACUCGAAAAGUUAAGUGGUUUCCAGACUCCAGGGCUACCGUAUUCUGAGAUCACAUGACCAUCAGCCAACCCCGUCCCCCGCCCCUCCCGAUGUGCUCCUCCCCUCACGGCGUUGCCUCACCAGCGCAGUCUAGACCUGCCCAAUGAAUGCCCCCCGCCCUGCCCUGCCCACCCUGAAGGACGACAUCCUCUCCGACGAGUCAAAUCCACACAGGUCUGAAGGUCCAUUAAUCACAGGAGGC
Molecule: messenger RNA, 6681 nt
Organism: Micropterus dolomieu (smallmouth bass)
Lineage: Eukaryota; Metazoa; Chordata; Actinopteri; Centrarchiformes; Centrarchidae
Gene: plppr2b
Product: phospholipid phosphatase related 2b
Exons: 10
Coding region: 5472-6497 (341 amino acids)
Biological process (GO): phospholipid dephosphorylation; signal transduction; phospholipid metabolic process
Molecular function (GO): phosphatidate phosphatase activity
Source: RefSeq, a predicted model, not a curated record